Prunus avium (sweet cherry) is the source of this 860-nucleotide messenger RNA. RefSeq names its product putative calcium-binding protein CML13. The record is from RefSeq and is a predicted model, not a curated record. Lineage: Eukaryota; Viridiplantae; Streptophyta; Magnoliopsida; Rosales; Rosaceae. Gene Ontology annotation, cellular component: myosin II complex. Gene Ontology annotation, molecular function: calcium ion binding.
UUCAUGUCUUUUCCCAAAUUUGAUUUACAAAACAAACAGAGAGCUUCUAAGCUUGUGGGGGAAAGGAAGAUCAAAUUCAUCCUUCUUACUUAACGCGUCGAUAAAUGGCAAGCCUUUACAGAGGGGCCUCUAGGAAAGAAAAACCCAGAGGGAGACAUCAUGGGUUACCUACACAAAAGAGACAAGAGAUCAAGGAAGCGUUCGAGUUAUUCGACACCGAUGGCUCAGGCACCAUUGAUGCCAAGGAGCUCAAUGUUGCCAUGAGGGCUCUUGGUUUCGAGAUGACAGAAGAGCAAAUCACUCAAAUGAUUGCAGAUGUUGACAAGGAUGGCAGUGGUGCUAUUGACUUUGAUGAAUUUGUGCACAUGAUGACAGCCAAAAUUGGGGAACGGGACACAAAGGAGGAACUCAUGAAAGCCUUCCAUCUCAUCGACCUAGAUAACAAUGGAAAGAUAUCUGCUGCAGACAUUAAAAAUAUUGCAAAGGAUCUGGGGGAAAACUUUAGUGAUAGAGAGAUCCAAGAGAUGAUUGAGGAAGCAGACCGAGAUCGUGAUGGAGAAGUUAAUGCUGAGGAGUUCAUCAGGAUGAUGAAGAGAACAGCAUUUGGGUAUUAGAACUGGAAAGGUUUUAGCCUUCUGCAGGAUGUUGAGAGCCUGAUCCGAUGCAGAAUUAUUGUGUCAUGUAUUUUAUAGCUAUAAGCAAACACCUUUCUUUGUUUCACUUUGACAUGCUUCUGUAGAAUGAUAAUCUUAGACAUAACAUGGUGCCUAGUGUAGUGUGGUGGUGGUACAUGUCUGUAAAAUUUUAAAUAUUUGAAAGUAUGAAAAAUACCAUCUUGGUUGAUGGUAUCGUUGUUAUUA